UAUGUGCUGCGUCACUAAAGCACUGCGGGACCCACAAACACUGGUGGUUCCCCUGCAGUGUGAGGGAGCAGCGAUGGAGGGAGGGAGAGAGGUGAGUGCUUCUGCAGCAGAGCAACAUUUAACCCGAAUGAGGACCUAAACGGAGGAACGUCCGCCUUAAAUCGCUGUGACAGCCAUGUUCUCAAAGCAACAUCGACUUCAGAUCUUUGGUGAAAUGUUCCUUGCAGUCUUGAUCCUGACCUCCGUCCUCUCUGUGUCGUCCCUGCCUGAGGAUCUGACAGAAUCAAGGAGACGAGUGGUGCAUGUGCUCGAGGAUGAGACUGGAGCAGUGAUUGUGCAGACAGCUCCCGGCAAGGUGGUGACACAUCGCGGUGGCUCCAUCACUCUGCCUUGCAGAUUUCACCAUGAGCCGGAGAACACGGACCCUGCUCGCAUCCGCAUCAAAUGGACCAAAGUGACCGAUGCCCUGCAGUUCGAGGAUGUCUUUGUGGCGCUUGGAAAGCAGCAGCGUGUGUUUGGCUCAUACCGAGGACGUGUGUCUUUGGAGCGGUCGGGACCGGGUGACGCCUCAGUGAUCAUCCAAAAUGUCACCCUGGAGGACUACGGGCGCUACGAGUGUGAGGUCACUGAUGACAUGGAGGAUGAUACGGGAUUUGUCAAUCUAGACUUGGAAGGGGUGGUCUUCCCCUACUACCCCCGUGAGGGGCGCUACAAGCUGAACUACCAUCAGGCAGAGGAUACCUGCAAACACCAGGACGCCAUUCUGGCCUCUCAUUCCCAGCUGCACAAAGCCUGGUUGGAAGGACUGGACUGGUGUAAUGCUGGAUGGUUGGAGGACGGCUCAGUCCAGUAUCCCAUCUCUCAUCCCAGGGACGAGUGUGGCCGCAAGGACACCCCGGCUGGCGUCCGCAACUAUGGCUACAGGCACAAGGAGGACGAGCGUUACGAUGCCUUCUGCUUUACUUCCAAGCUCAACGGCAAAGUCUACUUCCUAAAACGCUUCAAGAAAGUGAAUUAUGCAGAGGCUGUGAAGGCGUGCAUCCGCGAUGGAUCAGCAGUGGCCAAAGUGGGCCAGCUGUACGCAGCAUGGAAGUUCCAGCUCCUGGACCGCUGUGAAGCAGGGUGGCUGGAAGACGGAAGCAUUCGGUACCCCAUCGUCAACCCUCGCUCUCGUUGUGGAGGUUCCCAGCCAGGGGUCCGACACUUGGGCUUCCCUGACAAAAAGUUCAGACUGUAUGGGGUCUACUGUUUCCGCAAGUACAUGGACGAAACAGCAGGAGGCUCUGAAGCGACAAAACCUCUGAAAGGGAGUUUGCUAAAGUGGAAGAGCAGCAACAGUCUUCCAAUGAAUGCCACAGAUGCUAUUUAAAGCUGACACCCUGGGAGCUGAAGGGCGUACAGUUUUAGAUUCGACUGCAAUCACUCAGUCUCCAUUCAAUGCUUUAAAAGUUUAACACCCACGGACAUGAUGCAGUCGUCUGCCAAUUUGCCUGAGAAAACGACGGGGGCUGUGUAAAAUUAAUGCUGACAUCUUUAUUAAGGCGAUUUUCCUUUUGUCUGCAGUCAGUCGAUUAUCUUAGGGAGCGUGUUUGCACGGAUCUGUCAUCUGGAAAAUUGUAAGAUUAAAUAGCAGCUUAAUCAUCAGUCAGGCACACAUCAAAAACAAGCAAUUGGCUGCGAAUAUAGUUGUUUUCGUUCUUGUCAAUGAUAUUUUUGAGUCUGGGGCUUCAGUCUCCUCUGAGCCGUGAUGCCAGGGUGAAAACAUGAUCUACCUGACGGCGUGGAAAAAAAAAAGAUAAAAAUCAAGAUGCCCUGUGAGUUUAGAGUGCCUGUUUUUUCACACGCGGUUGGCAAACCCUUUGCAAUCUCAUCUCUGGAACUGUAUGAAGUAAAAAUUGCACUAGCUUUACAAUAGUUGCACUACAAAUUAAAAGAGCUCAAUUUUAUAGAUCCAUCUUAGUUAAAAAUUAAGCAUGCACGUCUUUUAUGCCAGUCAGUUGCUGCAGGGCUCUGAAUUUGCAAUAGUGAAACUCAAGAUAGCCAUUAAUUGUAGAGAAGGCUCGAGGCUAGCUGUAAGACUAUGAGCAUUACCUUUAUGACAGCGAAUGUUUGCAACUUUGCUUAUGAAUGUGGAGCUGGAAUAGAAAAUAAAAAAAAGUUCUGAACUUGUUUACUUGAUCAACA
Fundulus heteroclitus (mummichog) is the source of this 2184-nucleotide messenger RNA. It is a transcript of the gene hapln4, whose product is annotated as hyaluronan and proteoglycan link protein 4. Gene Ontology annotation, biological process: cell adhesion. Gene Ontology annotation, molecular function: hyaluronic acid binding. The record is from RefSeq and is a predicted model, not a curated record. Bases 176 to 1369 code for a protein of 397 amino acids. The transcript is spliced from 7 exons. NCBI's taxonomy places the organism in Eukaryota, Metazoa, Chordata, Actinopteri, Cyprinodontiformes, Fundulidae.